AUGAAAUACUCUCACCUCGAUGUCCUUUUUGGAACAAUACAGUUGGAAAUAACUCUUGCAAAUUUGCUCACAUUUUUCCAAUCUAAUCUAUAUCAUUCUGUUCACAUUAUCUAUCUAUCUAUCUAUCUAUCUAUCUAUCUGUUUUACUGUCUUUCUUUCUUUCUUUCUUUCUUUUUCCUUUUUCUUUCUUGUUUUCUUUCUCAUUUUUUAUCUUUUUAUCUAUCAAAUUCUGUUAAUAUCUAUCUAUCUAUCUCAAUUUUUAUCUUUAUCUAUCUAUCUAUCUAUCUAUCUAUCUAUCUAUCUAUCUAUCACAUUCUGUUUUUCUUUUUUAAUUUCUAUCUAUCUAUCUAUCUAUCUAUCUAUCUAUCUAUCUAUCUAUCUAUCUAUCUCAUUUUUUAUCUUUCUUUCUCUCUGUCUGUCUGUCUGUCUAUCUAUCUAUCACACAUCAGUAUGUUGAUAUCUAUCUAUCUAUCUAUCUAUCUAUCUAUCUAUCUAUCUAUCUAUCUAUCUAUCUCAAUUUUUAUCUUUCUCUGUCUGUCUGUCUAUCUAUCUAUUUAUCUAUUUAUCUAUCACAUUCUGUUUUUCUUUUUUACUUUCUUUCUAUCUAUCUUUCUAUCUAUUUCAUUUUUUAUCUUUCUUUCUCUUUGUCUGUCUGUCUGUCUGUCUAUCACACAUCAGUAUUUUGAUAUCUAUCUAUCUAUCUAUCUAUCUAUCUAUCUAUCUAUCUAUCUAUCUAUCUGUUUCUCUCAUUCUGGCAUAUCUAUCUGUGCAUGCGACCAAAUGUCCUUCCGAUAUUUAUCGCUGCUAUACAACAUCAGAAAAUUGUAG
This is a messenger RNA of Acanthosepion pharaonis, 828 nucleotides long. The record is from the annotation of a GenBank genome assembly. NCBI's taxonomy places the organism in Eukaryota, Metazoa, Mollusca, Cephalopoda, Sepiida, Sepiidae.